Magallana angulata is the source of this 3492-nucleotide messenger RNA. RefSeq lists its product as uncharacterized. Gene Ontology annotation, biological process: protein phosphorylation. Lineage: Eukaryota; Metazoa; Mollusca; Bivalvia; Ostreida; Ostreidae. The transcript has 16 exons. Gene Ontology annotation, molecular function: protein kinase activity; ATP binding. The coding region runs from base 233 to 2596 and encodes 787 amino acids. The record is from RefSeq and is a predicted model, not a curated record.
AAAUGUCCACGUAUAAAUAUUCACAUUUCGUAAACGUUUUUAAACUGGUUUCAAACGAAUUAUUAUUAACGUAUACUGUGUGAAUAAUGUGAUGACGUAUCGUAUGUCUAUAUUGAAAAGAAAGUAGGAUUAUAUAUUUAUAACUGGAAAGAAAAGGAAUUUUGAUUUCUAUCUGAACGACAAAUGAACAGAGAUCUGGAUGACGGCAUAUAAAAGUAUAUAAAAAAGAAAGAUGGAAGCUAAAUAUUUUGAACGAGGGAAAUGUUUAGGAGAAGGUGCAUUUGGCAAAGUCUUUUUAUGCUUUCACAAGAAAGAGCCCGGGAAAAAGUAUGCCAUGAAAGUAAUUGACCUGAGAUACUCAUCAGAGGAUGAACGUUACUUAGCAGAAAAAGAGGCCAUCCUGUUGACAACUCUAAAGCACCAGUUUAUUCUACAUGCCGUGUCGGUGUUUCAAGAUAGAGCGACAUUGUGUAUAGUAACAGAAUUGUGUAAUCAGGGAGAUUUAGAAAAGUUUUUAAAUAGAAGAAAGGGACAUUCAUUAGAAGAACAACGAAUUGUAGAAUGGUUUCGGCAAAUCUGCAGUGCUUUAGAGUAUUUGCAUGGAAGAAAUAUUCUUCAUCGGGAUAUAAAGACUCAGAAUAUAUUCUUGACUGGGAACGAAAUGACAAUCAAGCUGGGAGAUCUUGGUCUGGCAAAAGUGUUAGAGAGUUCCAUGCAGAAAGCUUUGACCAACUGUGGUACUCCAUACUAUAUGAGUCCUGAAAUCCAUGCUUGCAAACCAUACAAUUCUAAGAGUGACAUUUGGGCAAUGGGAGUGUGUGUAUAUGAAAUGACCACACUAAAACGGCCGUUUGACGCCCGUUCGAUGCAUCAACUAAUUUUUAAAAUAAUUCAUGGUCAGCUUCCUCCUAUGCCCAAGGAUGAAUAUAGUCCAAGGCUGAUAAAGGUAAUAGAGAGGAUGCUUUGCCGAGAUGCAGACAGUCGGCCCUCAGCGACUGAACUGCUACAGGAUGUUCUUUUCAAGAAGCAACAAACCUCAAAACAAUCUGCAGCUGAUGUUGUUUCGCACCGAGAGUUUGGUAAUCCAUAUUUUCAAAGGAUGGACCAAGGUGCUGUAGCAUAUCCAAUAAAAAGAGAGAGUGAGACAAGGACAGAUGAUUGUUUCAAUGAAGAACUGCCCAACGAAAAUCACAAUUAUGAAUAUUUCUGGGAGAUAAAUUCCGCUUUCAGUCAGUGGUUCCCGUGUAAAUUUGUUGUUAAUGGAAUGACUUAUAAUUCUGCUGUACAAUACAUGAUGCACCAGAAAGCAGUGCUAAUGGGUGAUGAGAUGAGCGCGGAAACCAUCAUGGCAUUAGAUGAGCCUCAAAAAAUGAAAAAACAAGGUAGAUUUGUCAAGAACUUCAACCAAGAACUAUGGAAUGACGUACGUCAAGAGAUCGUUGAAACAGGGAAUAUGGCAAAGUUUUCACAGAAUGAAGGAUUAAAGACAAAGUUAUUUAACACCUUUCCCAAAACACUAGUAGAAGCUAGCCCAACGAGCAAAAUUUGGGGUAUAGGAUUGUCCAUGGAUGACAAGAGGGCGUGGAAUAAACUGACAUGGAGAGGUCAAAACCUGCUAGGGGAGAUCUUGACCAGAGUGAGGGAUAAAUUGAUGAGAUCAUUUCUUGAACCUGUGGUACCAGUAACACCACAGACGCUAAAAUUUCGUUUCUAUAUAUACGUGGGCUGGUCCAGUGAUUCCCGCUUCAUGGCAGAUAAAGAUUCUGAAUCAACUACUCCAGAAUUGUCACAGGAUUUGGAACAAAUAACAAUGGAUGACAAGAAAGAGGAUAAACAUAACCCAGUUGUAGAGGCCGCAGACAUUCAGAGACCAUUGGCUGAAAAUGGAGAUGAAACACAGUCAAACGGAAGAAAAAAUACCGAAUUGAAAUCGCCCCAAAAUGAUUUCUCUGAGGAAGGAAACGGUGUAGAAGAAAAGGUAGUGAGGCCAAAGGACCAAAAGAAUACAGCUCAGGAUGAAGAACCUGGGGACCUUCAUCCAGGCGACCAGGAUUUACCCGACGAAAGACAUCAAUACGUAUAUUUCUGGAGACAUUCACAUUUCAGUCAGCAAUACACAUGUCAGUUUGUUGUUGAUGGAAUUACAUAUAACAGUGCUGAACAAUACAUGAUGCAUCAGAAAGCAGUGUUAAUGGGCGACGAGGAGAAUGCAGGUAUCAUCAUGGCACUAGAUGUACCCCAAGAGAUAAAAAAUAUAGGCAAACAUGUUCAAAACUUUAACGCAGAACGCUGGGAAGAGGCGUGUCAGGCGAUAGUCGAAAGAGGAAACAUGGAAAAGUUUUCACAAAAUGAAGAUUUAAAAGAACAGUUGUUUAGCACAUUUCCAAAAACACUGGUUGAGGCUAGUCCACUUGACAACAUCUGGGGCAUAGGAUUGGCUAGAGACGACAGACGGGCAUGGAACAAACUGUCGUGGAAAGGGCAAAAUCUUCUGGGGGAGAUUUUGACGAAAGUGAGGGACAAGUUAAUGAAAUCAUUUCUGGAACCUGUGGUACUAGAAAAAACUGAAGGGGAUCCAAUACAAGAGAGUGAAUAAGAAAGUGGGGGUUUUUUUCAAAGUGAUAUAUGAUCGUUUGUUAUAAAACUGUUAUUUCUGUUUAAUGCUUAAGAUAGACAAGUAUUUUCUAAAAUAUAUGUGGAAAACCUUUGGCAAUUCACCCAGGCAUAUUAUAAAUUUGUCACAUUGUACGCAUUGCAUUGAUUUAUGAUAUAAUUAUUUUUAUUUCAGUCAAAUGAUUUCUGUGAGAUCGAGAUCUGUGAUAACAUUAGUCGCAAACAAUGUUAAUUUGAUUUAUUAGCCUCUGAUAACUGUGAAACCUGUAGAAUACACAAUAGACACCAAAAAAAAAAAACGGUUUUAUGUAACAUUGUAUGGGCACCGUUUAUUGGUUGUAAUAUGUAACGAGCAAAAUAUCAGUGAUGAAAUGCUUUAAAUUUAGUUGUUCUUACGAAGUUUUCUUUUUCGUUUUCGUUUAUUUGAAACACAUAUUUCACAAUCUGUUUUUUGUUACCAUUCCAUUACAACCACUUGUUUUACUGAUUUUUUAGUGCAUUCACUUUGUGAUAUCAAUAAUAAGUAUAUUCUUCUUCCUCAAUAUAGGUUUAUUGUUAUUGAUUUGAUUCGAACAAAUUUGAUUGUGUAUCAGAAAACAACAAAAAAGGCUCAGACACAACUUCUGACAACUUACGAGGUGUUAUUCUUGCAUUGACGGGGAAUUUAAUAAUUACGUAUAAGUCUAUGUCUUGUUUUUCUACUCCCUGUGCACUGCCGAAGUUGUCAGACUAGAGACAAAUUUCAAUAUUUAAUAAGAUUGUGUUGCCCAUUCCUGUCUGACGACUGCACAUAUACUUAAUUCCGUUUAGAUAAAAUAAUUUAUACAUACAAUCAUUCAUAUGCUUGUUGUUCAUCAAAAAAUAAAAACGUUAACUUAU